AUAUAGUGAAUUGUUCAUUCAUUUCACGCUAUGAAAUUUAACCUAAACUUCAAUAAUAUUUUCAGUGCCUUCAGAUCCAUCCAGUUGGUGAGAGGAAUGCACACCAAAGCCUUCACAGAUGCUCACAAGUCAGAGGUUGUGUUAGCUUCCCAGUCAGAUAUGGUAGUGACUCAGUGGGCAUUUUUUGGACUAGUCCUGACACAUGGACCGCAGCUGGGAAUUCACUGCACGAGGUCUGAAGAAGAGAGUCUUGUCCACUUCUGGAAAUGUAUUGGAUACCUCUUAGGCAUCGAUGACAGGUACAACGUGUGCUCAGGUGAGCUGGAGGAAGUCAGACGAAGGUGUAAAGCAAUACUCAAGACGGUCAUAGUAGAAGGUUUGCGAAAUCCUCCUGAAGACUUUGCUAUCAUGGCUGAUAACAUGCUCCACGGGAUACACAUGAUAACUCCUACGGUAGAUCCAGCAGCCUUCGUUGCCUUCACUCAUCAUCUGUUCUCCCUUCAGUGUAGCAGUCAAAGCUUAUCGUGGUAUUCUACCUUCAUGUUUAAUCUUAUGACAUGGGUCUUCGAAUAUGGGGUUUGCUGCAUUCCCGUCCCUUGGAGAAAAAUUUGGGGUCGCUGA
Cherax quadricarinatus is the source of this 621-nucleotide messenger RNA. RefSeq lists its product as uncharacterized. NCBI's taxonomy places the organism in Eukaryota, Metazoa, Arthropoda, Malacostraca, Decapoda, Parastacidae. The record is from RefSeq and is a predicted model, not a curated record. Gene Ontology annotation, molecular function: oxidoreductase activity.